Messenger RNA from Fimicolochytrium jonesii, 886 nucleotides. RefSeq lists its product as uncharacterized. Gene Ontology annotation, molecular function: zinc ion binding. Lineage: Eukaryota; Fungi; Chytridiomycota; Chytridiomycetes; Spizellomycetales; Powellomycetaceae. The transcript is spliced from 3 exons. Bases 129 to 704 code for a protein of 191 amino acids. The record is from RefSeq and is a predicted model, not a curated record. Gene Ontology annotation, cellular component: cytoplasm.
UCGCAUACAGUUCUCGGCCUUUCCGUUUCGCAAGACAGGCCGCAAAAGGCAGCGAAGCACCAGCACGGACUAGAAUACGCAGAGUGAAGCACUGAACAUCUCAACGACGGCGAAAGGAAGAAGUCAUUAUGGAGCUCCCGAACCUUGGAAAGCACUGCACCGUUCCUCACUGCAAUCAGAAUGACUUCCUACCAUUGAAAUGCUUACAUUGUGAGGAGGUGUUUUGCCAACCACACUUCAACCCCAUCCCCGUCGACCCAUCAAAGUCCUCCACCCCAGAACGCGGGCACGUCUGCCCAGACCUUCCCCCCCAUCUCGCCGAUGCCCGGGCAGUGACCUGUCCAGUCUGCAACCGCAUAGUACCGACGAAACGAGGGGAAGAUCCAAAUACACGCGUCGAGGCGCAUAUCAAUGCAGGAUGUCCAGAGGAAGCGACUUCGACGGCUCCGGCGUAUUCGAAUGUCUGUUCGUUUAGAAGAUGUGGGAAAAAGGAGCUAUUACCAAUCAUGUGCUCGAGAUGCGGCAAAAAGUACUGCAUAAGUCAUCGAUCUGAGCUGUCGCAUGAUUGCAAAGGAAGUGCCCCGUCUUCCAGGGGCUCGUCGGCGUCAGGGAAACAACCGCAGCGGUCGGCGGCUGCCAUUAAGGCUGGGAAUGCAGCGCUAAACAGGUCGCAGCCGGCGAGGCGUAGUUCGAAGGUGUGUUGACCGCCGUCGUGAAACCGGAGCGAGAUGUUCUCCAAAAGCUGAUCGCAUGUAACCUUUUCAGAAUAGCGGCGACUGCGCGAUACAAUAGUUAAUGGCUCGAACGUGUGGCUAGACUGUUGCAAAAUCUCGAUUGGUAAUGGAAGUUUUAUGUACAUCGUAGACAUCGUAGCACAAUCAAUAUA